GUUUGGUGAUGGAUGUUGUGAGCUGGCCGCAGCCUUCCUCUCAAGUUUUCAUGGUGCCCCAGUUUCUAGCCGGAGCUGCAUGGGCAGCGGCAUUCUUCAGGCAAGAUUUCUGAAAUUCAAAUCACCUUCAGCUUGCUGUGAGCCACAAAAAGUCAACGCUGUUGAAGUGUUCCAAUACAGAAAGCCAAAGUAUUUUCCUUCGCAGAUCUCUUAUUCGGAUUCAUUGCUGUCGCUCUUCGGCGGCAUUCUGCCAAUGAGCAACGGAUUGAAGCUGCUCACCACCAGGCUUGCCAACUUACGCAAUUGGGGUGAGCCAGCACCGUCUUUGCAAGUGGCAACUGCAAAACUGGAGAAUCAGAGCUCAACAGCUAGCGCAGCUAGGCUCUUUGCAAGCUUAGACAUUGGACCUUUGCAGGCCCCAGAUGUUGGGCCUUUUCAGGCCCCAGAUGUCGGGCCUUUGCAGGUAUCCAUGACCUUGACACCAGUCUUCUUCACGCCUGUCUUCUUCGACCUCUUCUUCUUCGGAGCAGCUUUGGCCUUCGGAUUGGGAGCAGGCACAUUCCCUGCCACAAACUCAGCAACACCCAAGCGCUCACUGGAGGAGGUCGAACAGGCCCCGCGGGCAUAUGCAUUGGAUGCGGGCUCAUCUGUGGAACCCCAGCUUGAGGAACAGGUUCAAGGCAAGGUGGCGUCUUUCCCUCAGCAGGUCUUUGGAGCGUGCUUGAAUGCUGCGUGGUACAUUGCUUGCGUCCCUUUGCCCACUUGGCGUUGUUGUUGUCUGCCGACCGACGCGGCUGCAGUUGACUUAUCGCGCGUCUUGUACCGGUGUGUCCGUGCCAUUGGUGGCGGGUGGACCGAACAGCUACAUGUGGACCCGGCUCUUGCUUCCUUGGCAGAACAAUGGCGUGUCCGAUGCGGUUUGUCUUCUAUACGUUCCUGUCCUUUGUGUCAAACGGGCCCUGGUACCCCACGACAUGUUGUAAUGGUUUGCCCUUCCAUGCGCCCUCUAGUUGAUAUGUUGCGGGACUGUCUGGAACAAGAGUUUGCAAGGUUGGUUCCCGCUUCUGUUCUCCUGGAACGUGCGGGCACUUGGCGCACCACCCUUGAGUCGCAAGGGCGGCCUUUGGGCCGGCCGGAUCCUGUCGAUGCCCGCCGUUGGCCCAUAUUGACGGCUUGGCGUUUUCUGGUGCCGAUGCCUGAUCGCGAACCAGUGCUUUCUGCCGAUGUCAAUGGGAGCAGCAAGGCGGCCGUGGCUGCUGAGAUGGCCAGUGAUUUGGGCUAUCGAGCCAUUUUGCCUUUUGCGCUUGGGCAGGCUGUGUGUCGGCUUGCUGCCAGUACUACUACAAAUAGUUUUGCGGGGGAACGUUUCGCAGUGGUUCACAACCCUGGAGAUGUUCAGCAAGAAGCCGUGCAAGAAACUGCAAGGAAAAAACAGAUGGCGCCUGCCAUCACAGUUACCACACUUCUGCUUCUUGGUCUCCGGCGUGUGAGAAUCGAGUACGCGAAGCGUACCUCGUUCUGGCGUGCCUGUGCUUCUUCGUUCUUCGAGGAGACACCGGUUGAUGUUGGUCCUUCGCGGGGGCUCCCCGCCCCUUCAACUUUGCAGGGGUGGUUGGUGUCUGCUGCCGGCCAGUCUUGUGUCAAGGAAUAUGGCGUUGGUGGGUCCCUACCCCGUCUGUCCUCGAAUCUCGUCUGCGCCGUGAACCCACCGGGGAUGCGCGGUUGGUGCUCAAUACUAGGUGCGCUUGUGUUGCUACCUCCCCGCUUCCUGCGCUCAUGGUUUGUGACGGGUGCGUGCCCUAGUCGGCCCAGCGUCUUUCCUCCAACUGGUGAACUUGCGCGUCAUCUCGGCAUGCUGGAGGCAGCAACGGAGCCUGGGGCUGGUGACGCAGUCGCGCGCCCUAAAGCAAGUGUCAGCUGGGGCAAGGUGAGGCGGUGGUUGUUGCGCUUACUUCGUCAUGCGUCUUUUACCAAAGAGGAUGCAUUUGUGCACUGUCAGGAACAUUUCCAUGACGCGGACCCCGGCGUUCUUCGUCCAGUGUUUGAGCAAGUCCUUGGCGUGGUCUGCCGCGAGGGUCUGCUGGCUGACCUCCUCCUUCGACCCGUCCACCUGUCGCUGUGUCAGGGGCGCGUCCGGAUGUUGGCCCACCUCGGCAGCAAAGGCAACCUGACGCUUCUACAAGGCAGUCGUCCAGGGCCAGGGCGGGUGGUGCGGCGCCUGUGCGGUCGCAACAAGCCAGAGGUGUUGGGCAAGUUGGGCCGCGUGCUGCUCAGUCUCCAGGACAAACAGCUGCUGCUCCAACUCGCCGACCUAUCUUUCAGGGGCAGGGGCGACCAAGUGCUCCAGCAGUUGGUCAAGAGAGGAGUGGGCCCUAACUCAGAGCCUGCUGCGAUUCCCACUGAAGACUUUGGUGAUGUCGCUGUCCGAGGGGCUCGUGAAGCCUUGUCCAUUGCGGACGAUGACGAUGUAUGUGGCUUCUGGGAUGCAGUCAUCGGGUUCUGUUCUUUUUGGUCCGGUUUGCUUUUAACGGACCACCAGAAACUGGCGGGGAGGGUCUGCGAUGACGUCUUCGGAGCUGACCCUGAGAUCUGCCGGUGGAG
Messenger RNA from Cladocopium goreaui, 2601 nucleotides. The record is from the annotation of a GenBank genome assembly. NCBI's taxonomy places the organism in Eukaryota, Dinophyceae, Suessiales, Symbiodiniaceae.